Messenger RNA from Acanthosepion pharaonis, 591 nucleotides. NCBI's taxonomy places the organism in Eukaryota, Metazoa, Mollusca, Cephalopoda, Sepiida, Sepiidae. The record is from the annotation of a GenBank genome assembly.
AUGGCUCGCAAGGAAAAAGAAUUACAUAUGCAACUAUACCCUGGCUGGAGUGCUCGGGAUAACUACGCAUCACACACGAAAAAAAAGAAGAGAAAAAGGGAAGUAGCAGGUGAGAAUAAAGCUAAGUCCAGAUUACCCUGGUAUUUCAAUGAUGUUAACACGGAUUCUAUAACUGCUGAAGGAAGUUCUGGCGUUGAUUCGUAUCACUGGGAAAGGACAAGGCCAUCUAUUAUUGAAUGCUCAAAUCCAAAGAAAUGCCGGGCUAGAUUCGGCCUAGACCAACAGAAUCAGUGGUGCAAGCCGUGCAGGCGAAAGAAAAAGUGCAUUAGAUUCCUGACUGGUGAAGACGGAACGGCCAGCAACACUGAUGGAGAAGAUGGUAACGAUGAUGUCAUGAGUGAUGGGAUAGCGACUACAACGACGACGACGGCAGACUCUAUUAAUGAAAGUGACUGUAACUUAGAAAGCCCGACCAUGUCUCCUCACAGCGAAGACCUUAAGGAUGAACAAAAACUCGUGCAAAGUAUCAAAAUGGAAUCUAGAGACUCCCCACCGCUCGUGCCUCGUUCCACUUCUUCGCCAAACACCUAG